Messenger RNA from Symbiodinium sp. CCMP2456, 402 nucleotides. NCBI's taxonomy places the organism in Eukaryota, Dinophyceae, Suessiales, Symbiodiniaceae. The record is from the annotation of a GenBank genome assembly.
AUGGCGCCGACGCGGCUCUACGUUGGCAACCUGCCCAAAGAGCGUCCAGUCGAGAGAAAUGAGCUGGAGGAGAAGUUUGAGAAGUUCGGCAGGGUGGUAGACAUCUGGGUAGCAAGGCAGCCACCAGGGUUCGCUUUUGUGACCAUGGACGAUGAGAACGAAGCGAAUGAAGCCGUUAAAGAACUCGACGGCUCCAAGGUCGGUGGAGAGCGCAUUCGAGUCGAGGUGUCGAAGGGAGGAGAGCCUCGGCGUGGCCCACCUCCACGACGCGGCAGCAGGAGUCGCAGCAGGCGAGGGGGAGGGGGAGGAGGCGGCCGCAGAAGAAGGAGGCGAACUCCUAGCUACUCUGACUACUCCUACUCGGAUUCCCGAUCGCCUCCACGUCGACGCAAGAGGCGCUAA